AUGACUUUUUCUGUUUUGUUUGUGGACUCUUAUGACUCGUUCACAUAUAAUGUUGUUGAGCUGAUAAAGGAGCAGGGGCAAGACAUCGAGGUAAUCACAAUUCAUAAUGACACUUUUCAAAGUUACAAUGAGUUGAAACCAUUUUUGAGAUUAUUUGAUGCGAUUGUCAUUGGUCCUGGUCCUGGUAAUCCAGUGAACGGACCCACAGAUAUCGGUAUAAUUGCUUCUUUGUUUAACGAUUCCGAUGUUAUUCCAAUUCUCGGAAUAUGUCUUGGUUUCCAAGUCAUGUGCCAUGCGAAUGGUGCCAGUGUUGAACAAUUGGGUAAUGUUAGACACGGCCAAGUAUUUCAGGUUAAUGUUACCGAUAAUAGCAUUGGGCUGUACAAUGGAUAUCCGAUUGCCUUCAAUUCAGUAAGAUACCAUUCUUUGCAUGUGAUUGCAGAUCCUAAUUCAUCGACAAUAAUUCCAUUAUCAGAAACUAUAGAUGAUGGUAAAAAAGUUCUUAUGGGCGGUAGGAUUAGUGGAAAACCAUGGUAUGGAGUGCAAUAUCAUCCAGAAUCGUGCUGUUCUGAGCUUGGUGGGAAAUUGAUUGCAAACUUUAUCGAACUGGCAAAAGACUAUAACGAAACCACUGGCCGUAAGAGCAACAUUAUUUCAAAGAUAUAUGAGAAUGGGAUAGGGCAACAGAACACUGAUAUUGAUAAUAUGACUACUUUGAGUCGCAAAAUUGAUAGAGAUCCGAUAGUUCCAAAAACAAGUGCAAAUGAAGGUAAAGAACCCGACAUUGAUGUUGAAGUGCACUCAAUGGAUAUCACUAAUGAAACAGACUUAACCCUCCAAUUAUGCGAAUCCUUUGAGCAAAAUAACUUACCUUUUUUUCUCAUGGCAUCCUCGACUAUAAACGCUAAUAGAGGAGAAAUAUCCAUUAUUGCAUUACCAAAUUCAAAGAGUAAAGUCUUCACACAUUAUUCCCAAUUAAAUAAGACUACUAUACAUGAUUGGCGACCAAAAAGUUUGACUGUCGAGAAAUAUUAUGAAAACUUAAUUUCCGGGCAAUCGGAUAGCAUCACUACUGUUUUAUCUGAAGAUAGGAAUAGAUUCUGGGGUACCAUUGGUUCCUUCAUGAACGACAAAAGCUGUCCAGAUCAAUGGCCAGAACUUUCAUUUAUUGGUGGUUUUGUCGGUAUUCUUGGGUAUGAAAUGGGUCAAUUCACAUCACCAGAUUUGGAAGAUCAACUAAAACCUGAUGCAAAGCUUUGUUUUGUGGACAACACCAUUUUGAUUCAUCAUACUAAAGGGAAAUUGUACACUGUAGGCCUUAAUACUAACUUUUCCGCAGAAGUUACAAAGUUAAUAAACAUUGUGUUGUCGACGAAACGCAAUUUAGAUUGGCCAAUGGAGUUACCAAAAGGCAUAACAUAUGGCAUUACACUACCUUCACAAGAAGCGUACAAGAAGGCGUUUGGUUUAUCUCAGAAAUAUUUACAUCAAGGUGAUAGUUACGAGAUCUGCUUGACUUCCCAGACUAAGAUAGAACCUAGUGAGGUCAUUUCACCGUGGAGAAUAUUCCAAACAUUGAUUCAAAAGAAUCCAGCACCGUUUUCCAGUUUCUUCCAAUUUGAUGACAUAGAACAGAACAAAUUCGAUUUGUGCCUAAUAUCUACAUCUCCGGAAAGAUUCUUGAAGUAUACAAAUGAUACUUGCGAGUUGAGACCAAUAAAAGGGACAGUCAAGAAAGGACCUGAUAUGGAUCUAGAGAAAGCAACAUGCAUCUUGAAAACCCCCAAGGAGUUCGGUGAAAACUUAAUGAUUUUAGACUUGAUCAGAAAUGAUUUAUACGAGUUAUUACCAAAAGUAACUGUUGAUGAAAUUAUGUCAGUAGAAGAGUAUAAAACUGUCUACCAAUUGGUCAGUGUUGUCCGUGGGCAUCAUUUGAAAGAUUCAAAGUACUCCGGAUUGGAUGUUUUGAAACACUCGUUACCACCGGGGUCAAUGACCGGAGCACCAAAGAAGAAAACUGUGGAGCUUUUGCAGGCGCAGAUUGAACCCUUACUAGGCUCCUCCACAAGAGGUGUAUACUCCGGUGUGACAGGAUACUGGUCCGCUAAUAUGAAUGGAGAUUGGUCUGUUAACAUCAGAUGUAUGUAUUCCUACGAUCAAGGAAACAGUUGGCAGAUUGGUGCGGGAGGUGCAGUCACGGUUCUCAGUACCUGCGAUGGUGAAUGGGAAGAAAUGUUUACGAAAUUAGAAAGUGCAUUGCAAGUUUUCAAAACCUGA
Kluyveromyces lactis is the source of this 2277-nucleotide messenger RNA. It is a transcript of the gene ABZ1, whose product is annotated as 4-amino-4-deoxychorismate synthase. Gene Ontology annotation, biological process: L-tryptophan biosynthetic process. Bases 1 to 2277 code for a protein of 758 amino acids. The transcript has a single exon. Lineage: Eukaryota; Fungi; Ascomycota; Saccharomycetes; Saccharomycetales; Saccharomycetaceae. The record is from RefSeq and is a predicted model, not a curated record.